AAUCACAGAAUGGACUUCUGGAACCUAGCAAUCAUAAUUAUUUUCUUAUCACAAACUACAACUGGAAUUAUGGGAAAUUUCUCUCUAAUUUUCUACUAUCUAUACCUUUACUGCAGAGAAUGGACAUUAAAGCCCACAGACUUGAUUCUCAUGAAUAUAAUGGCAGCCAAUGCCUUGGUCAUUCUCUCUGCAGGAGUGCCCCAAACAAUGGCAUUAUUGGGAUUUAAGUAUUUCUUGAGUAAUUUUGGAUGCAAGCUUCUAGUAUAUAUUCAAGGACUUGGUAGGAGUGUGUCCAUUGGCACCACUUGCCUCUUGAGUAUCUUUCAGGCCUUGACCAUUAGUCCCAGGAAGUCCUGUUGGAAGGAUCAUAAAUUCAAAGUAGAGAAGAACAUCAGCUGCCAUCUUUCCCUCCUCUGGAUCAUGUACAUGUUCAUAAAUUUCAUUUAUUUUGCAUACACACUUGUCAAUAGGAAUAGCAAAAAUGUGACAAGAAAACGAGAUUAUGAAUAUUGCUCCCUUGUAGAGUGCGAUGAAAUUGGUAGUUUACUCUAUGCAGCAUUGGUAGUGUGCCCUGAAGUCUUCUUUUCUGUGCUCAUGGCCUGGUCCAGUGGAUCCAUGACUAUUAUUCUUUACAGACACAAGCAGAGGGUUCAACACAUCCGCAGCACUCAUGUUUCCAUCAGAAACUCCCCUGAAUCCAGAAUAACCCAGAACAUUCUCACCCUAGUGAUUACCUUUCUUGCUUUUUACACUCUCUCCUCCAUCUUAAGAGGUUAUAUUACUCUUUUGUAUAAUAACAAUUGGUGGCUGGUGAACAUCAAUCGCUUCACUUCAUUGUGUUUUCCAUCAUUUGUCCCCUUUGUUCUCGUUAAUAAUUACUCUUUUGUAUCCAGGUUCAGUUUAGUCUGGAUAAGGAAUAAACAUCAUUUAUGCACAUUUUAA
This is a messenger RNA of Peromyscus eremicus (cactus mouse), 942 nucleotides long. Its product is annotated as vomeronasal type-1 receptor 4-like. The record is from RefSeq and is a predicted model, not a curated record. Gene Ontology annotation, cellular component: membrane. Gene Ontology annotation, molecular function: pheromone receptor activity. Lineage: Eukaryota; Metazoa; Chordata; Mammalia; Rodentia; Cricetidae. The transcript has a single exon. Gene Ontology annotation, biological process: G protein-coupled receptor signaling pathway. Bases 10 to 942 code for a protein of 310 amino acids.